Ceraceosorus bombacis is the source of this 794-nucleotide messenger RNA. NCBI's taxonomy places the organism in Eukaryota, Fungi, Basidiomycota, Exobasidiomycetes, Ceraceosorales, Ceraceosoraceae. The record is from the annotation of a GenBank genome assembly.
AAACGUCGCAACAUCCAUCAAAAUGCCACAAUCAGACUGCCAAGUAGGCCAACGCAGCUACCUACCUCAGUCAAGUCAAUGCUCGGAGUGCAGCGCAGCAAUCACUUCAUGACUCCCGACGGCAUCCGUAAUGAGGCAGAGGUGGCGGGCGGCAUUCCGGCUUCGCAAUAUCAAGUCGCACGAUGGUGAUCCUUUGACAGGUGCGCAUGCCGUCCCGCUGAUGGCGCGACAGGUGCUUUCUUGGAGAAAGUCAACUUGCUAGUCCGAAAUGCAAAUGAACUGGUUGCAGCUCAUGAAGGCAGAGUCACGAGUGUCAGACGCAAGAGCGGCCCGAUGCAGGCGACAAGCACCCCCACCCGCGUCCACGCUAGGCUCGAGGCGCGUACAAGGUCAUCUCAUCCUCUUUACCUUGGCUUCGCGCAAAGCGUCAGCAACUCUUUGCUUCUCAGUCCCUCACCAUCACACCACAACACACCGCGGGGCAGAAGGAGGAUUGAUUGUGGCGAGCGACCUGCCUCGUAUCGCUUGUCACACACCUGGCCGCUGUACGUCGGCCUUCAUCUGCCAACCGCACCUCGAGCUCAUUAUUUAGCAUGAUGGACCCACGCGGCUCUUCUCUCGACCCUUGCAACGCUCGCGGCACCUGAUCUGGAGCAAAGCAUAAGUUAAACAAGUCCCUAGACCGUACAUUACAAGUGCAAAAAGACCAUUCUGCUGGCCCCGCACCUCACGGCCUCACGAAAACCUGGAGCACAAAAAGUGCGCCCCGCCCGGCUACGCUCUCUCACCUCGAC